Messenger RNA from Sinocyclocheilus anshuiensis, 904 nucleotides. RefSeq names its product DNA polymerase delta subunit 3-like. Gene Ontology annotation, molecular function: DNA-directed DNA polymerase activity. Gene Ontology annotation, cellular component: delta DNA polymerase complex; nucleus. Lineage: Eukaryota; Metazoa; Chordata; Actinopteri; Cypriniformes; Cyprinidae. The annotation marks the transcript as partial. The transcript has 7 exons. The record is from RefSeq and is a predicted model, not a curated record. Gene Ontology annotation, biological process: DNA synthesis involved in UV-damage excision repair; DNA strand elongation involved in DNA replication; DNA replication.
AAAGCAAAGAUGGAUGUGACCAUCAGUGUGCAUGUGUACAGUGUGCAGAGAGCUGAGCUGAAGGAUAAUUCACCACUUUACAAUACAGAUUAUGAAGCUGUUAAGGAGAACCUAACAAACUGCAACAAGUACAGCGCUAUACGUUGUGCUGCGGCGGUCCCAAUGUCAUCUGCUGGGCUGCAGAGAGCUCAAGAGAUGGCUUUGGUCCCUCCAGAGGAGAAGGAAAUCAGUAAACCUGGCUUGAAUGAAAACACUUCAGCUACCUCCAAACCCAGUGCUAAGCAGCCAGCGGGUAUCAUGGGAAUGUUUGCCAGCAAAAAUGCUUCUAAGAGCCAAGAAUCCAGCAAGGAAGUGAAAACAGAACAGAAAGACGAUUCUUCCCUGGUUGAAACAUCAAAAAGCAAAACAGCCUCCAAAGCGAACCCGAUGAGUAACUUCUUUGGGAAGUCUGCCCAAAAAAAGGCUGAUGAAAAACCCAACAAAAGCAUUAAGGAAGAGACGGAUGGCAGCUCAACAGCUACUGCAAUUAUGAAACAGUCACAGACGUCUCCCAAAUCCAAGAUUGACAUUAAAGAUGAACAAUCCAAAGUGUCCAGUGCUUUGAAGGUUGAAUCAAAAGACACUCGGAAUAAAACAAAGCGUCCUGAGGUUGUGGACAAUGACGAUGAGAAAAUGGAGAGCCAGCAGAAGAAGAGACGGCGGAUAAAGAAGCCGCAGCCAGACAGCAGUGAUGAUGAGGUUGUGCCAGAUUCUCCACCUGUUCCAAAUGUACAGACUCCCAGCCCUAAAAAACAAGUGAAGAGAGAACCUGUUUCACACCAAGAAGAGAUCUCAGAGGUGAAGAGGAGGAAAAGGAGGCGUGUUUUGAAGUCUCACACAUUUGUUGAUGAAGAAGGUUCCUUUG